AAAAACACACCAAACAAACACACCAUUUUCGGAAAGAAUAGGUUCCAAAAAAAAAAAGUGAGCGUGAUGAGAAACAAAGCUUACGUUCUGUUCUUCCUUUCAUUAUCCCUUCUCUUUUUAAAUUCAUCUUCCAUCAGUUUCAGAGCACCACCUGUAAGACCACUACCUGUAACUUCUUACUUGAAGUCAAUUCAGAGGUUUAAGAAAUGGAUAGAUUUCUUGGACCGCUCCAACAUAUCAUCCCGUCUUGCGGCUCGUACUAGUUAUCAAAUCGGAGAAAAUAUCACUUUCUUAUCCAAUUUCAAAGUCUACCUUGAUUAUUACAAUUACCUUAAUACCCCUAACAUCUCCGAUAUCUACACGAAUGAGUUCAAGUCAGCCUUAAAAGAGUUUCAGAGCACCUUCGGUCUCGUUUCCAGCGGCCAGCUUGACAUCAAAACUGUUUCGCUGAUCAUGACGCCGCGAUGCGGCGUUCCUGAUAUUAUAAAUGACGUCUCCAUUAUCAUGGAGGAUGGCACAAUGACGUUUAAUAACUCGUGGUGGCCGACUGGGAAGAAAGAGUUCACCUAUGCUUUUUCUCCAGAAAAUGAUACGACGUUGUCAAGGCCUGCGUUCUCAGAUGCCUUUGACCGGUGGUCCAAGGUGACGGGAUUGUCCUUCACGGAGACGCCGUUGUGGAACAAAUCUGACAUUCAAAUCAUGUUCCGGCCAUUGGACGGGAAGAAAGGAGUGGUAGGUGGCACCAGGUUCGAUAACAACAAGGGCAACUUGGUCGUUUAUUUAGACUCCAAUGAGAGCUGGGCAUCGCCGACCGACGCUAAGCAUGUGGACAUAGAGUCGGCGGCGAUGCACCAGAUCGGACACGUGUUGGGAUUUGGCCACACGACGAUACGCGAGGCGGUGAUGUACCCUUUCUUAAAGCCGAAGGAAAAGAAGGUGGUUUUUGCGGAAGCUGAAUUGGAUAGCAUUCACCUGCAGUACGGCGGAGCAGCUGCCGGCGUGGAGCCGGGAUGGAAACUAGUUUCAACUUUAUGUCUUAGUAUUGCAUCUGCAUUGCUUUUUCGGUUCUGACAAUAUAAAAUAAAGAGAGACGGAAUAUGGGAUAAUGAUUAAUUAGAAUAAUUAAGAUUUAUUUAAGAUAUUAAGAUUAUUAGGCAUAUUUAAAUAAGGAUAUUUAUCUAUUAGAAUUAAGAUUUGUUAUUUUAUUUUAUUGUUAUUUUAGAUUUAUUUAUGUUCAAUAAGAUAGGAUAUUAUCAUCAUAUCAAUAUCUUUUUGAAUUAAAUUAAGAUUUAGAUUUAAA
Messenger RNA from Prosopis cineraria, 1300 nucleotides. RefSeq names its product metalloendoproteinase 1-like. The coding region runs from base 67 to 1071 and encodes 334 amino acids. Gene Ontology annotation, biological process: proteolysis; extracellular matrix organization; collagen catabolic process. Gene Ontology annotation, molecular function: metalloendopeptidase activity; zinc ion binding. Gene Ontology annotation, cellular component: extracellular matrix. The transcript has a single exon. NCBI's taxonomy places the organism in Eukaryota, Viridiplantae, Streptophyta, Magnoliopsida, Fabales, Fabaceae. The record is from RefSeq and is a predicted model, not a curated record.